Molecule: messenger RNA, 1356 nt
Organism: Huiozyma naganishii CBS 8797
Lineage: Eukaryota; Fungi; Ascomycota; Saccharomycetes; Saccharomycetales; Saccharomycetaceae
Gene: STE2
Product: alpha-factor pheromone receptor STE2
Exons: 1
Coding region: 1-1356 (451 amino acids)
Biological process (GO): G protein-coupled receptor signaling pathway
Cellular component (GO): membrane; G protein-coupled receptor homodimeric complex
Molecular function (GO): pheromone binding; mating-type factor pheromone receptor activity
Source: RefSeq, a predicted model, not a curated record
AUGGAUUCUGAUGGUCUUCCUCUGCAACCAAUUUCAUUGGCAUUCGAUCCAACCUAUAACAUACUGAAUAGCACCUUAGGGUAUCUCACAAUAUACGGUAAUGAUACGGCAACAUUCUAUGAGGUACAGUCAAUAAUCAAUAAAACUGCAAGAGAGUCAAUUGCAUAUGGAGUCUGCUGUGGAGCGGUUAUUGUAACCUUUGCUGUGAUGUGGCUGGUAUCAGAUAAAAGGAAAACGCCCAUAUUUAUCUUGAAUCAGAUAUCACUGCUGUUCACCUUCAUACAAUCCGCAUUAUACUUCAAGUAUCUGUUUUCGUACUCGAACUCUUUAGCAUACUCUCUGACAGGGUUUAGCCAAAAACUCACGAACUACGACAGACACAUCACGGCAGCGGCGGAUCUAUUCAAAGUCUUCUUGGUUGCUUCUAUAGAGCUGUCUCUAGUUUUCCAGGUUAGAGUUAUGUUUUCGGGUGAUAGCUUUAAAAAGGUUGGGUAUAGCCUGUUUUUACUCUCGGUUGGGAUUGGGUUGACAACUGUGGCUGUCUACCUUGCUUCGGUUAUAAUGAUCAUUAUCGAAUUGUACGAUAAUCAAUUAAUUCGGGGCCCUAGAUUCUACAACAUUGCAAAUAUUCUGUUUGCUUCAUCCAUCAAUUUUAUGACCUUCAUCCUAGUUGUGAAACUGUUCUUAGCCAUAAGGUCACGGAGGUUUUUAGGCCUGAAACAAUUUGACAGUUUCCAUAUUUUACUCAUUAUGUCCGGUCACUCUUUGAUUAUUCCUUCCAUAUUAACUAUUCUUGCCUACGCUCUUUCGACAAGUGGAACUGAUGUCUUGGUGACUGUUUCGACGUUAUUGGUUGUUCUUUCUUUACCAUUAUCAUCUAUCUGGGCCCAUUCCUCCAACACAGCGUCGAAUGCAAGUACUUUGGGAAAUGAUUUUAACUCCACGGCAAGUGGGUUCUAUCCCAACAGUUCUAGAAGCUACCUUACUCAGAGCUUAAAGUCAACCCCAACCACCGCAAAAGAGAGCAUGAAGGAUUAUCAGACGCGAUUCCGCCACCUAUAUCGAAAAGAGAAGACUGGUGAUAUAGAGGAGGAGUAUUCAAUUAACUCAAAACACAGUGAUACCGACAGUUCUGAAGUACCAAAAGAUCCGUUCUAUGAGAUAUCCUCGUCACUGUCGAAGGAAAAGAGCGACAAAAGAAACACAACGAAAGGAUUAGUGAAGAAACUGGAACUACAAGAAAGCGGCGAGGUAGAUGGUUCAUUUCGAUUAUCGACACCAAAUACAGAAGCAGACAUGGAAGCAAGAAAAUUCUGGCUUGAUGAAAGCCCGGUAAGCGACCAAACUAGAAUAUAA